AUGUCUCGUAUAACAUAUUACUAUUCAUCUGUUUCCAGCAAUUUGGAGGUAAGUCUUAUAUUUUACUUUCAUUCGCUAUGUUUAUUUAGCUGUACGAAGGAAGGCAAGCAUGUGUGGGGGUGUGUUUUUGUCUGGUGAUUUGAAAUAUUUAUUAACGUAUUUUAUAGACGAUUCCGUACAAUUUAGUUGCUUGCUAAACUAGAGAAACGUAGGAUUGGUCCUUGUUAUUCAGAUCUCAAGUCAACUUGCAGAAAAAGCGAAUUUCUUGUACAUGUGUAGUAGCAGUGGUAGCAGGAAAUUAGCAAAUGCAUGGGUUCCCUUGGAUGAUUAUUAUGAUAUAAAGCUUAAAUUUAUGCGAAGGUGCAGUCUCCAUUUGCAACAGAAUAGUAUUAUCCUUGAUGAGACAUAGUAAUGUGUUGUUGAUUGGUCUUCUGAUAAGAAGUAACCUCCGCAACGGUGAAUAGUUAUACAUGUAGAUUGAGAGUAAUGAGGCGUUUAAUAUAUGGGCAAGGGAAUCUCAAUUGCUGGGCGGAAAACAAUAUUUUUUCAUAACAAUGCAAAUAACUUUUGUUUACAAGUUUAUCUAUUCGUAUUCAUUUUUUUUUCCGAUUUAUAUGCUAAUAUGCAAGUACUUGGAUAUACUCCAAACAAGAUAGAAAUCACGAAGAGUGUCCACAAAGGCUUAAAGGGACAGUUUCACAGUUCAGCGCAUCCGGCUCAUUAAUUAAAUUACUUUUUUUCCAAUUUAUCAUUAAUUCUGUCGGUUAAUAAUCCUACUCACAUAUAUCUCAGCGAUCUCAGAGUGUAUUUCAAAGUAGAAGUGUAUUUCAAAGUAACGUGAAGUGGGAUGGAGGAGUACUAAUAUCGCAGAAAAAUAAGUGGAUUUUGCCAACACUACCAACGUUGAAUUUAUGGUUGACCCGAAGGUUUUAUUCCAUGGUUGAUUAAUUGACAGCUAUUUGCAUGUACAUGUAAGUUGAUCAAGUGACUGCCAGAGGAGUGUGCAGAUUGGUUCUUUGACGACAUUAUGACAUUGAUCAUACUGCUUUCAUAGAUGAUACAGCAUGUCCCAGCAGGAAAACAGCAUUUUGAUCAACGAGCAUGCACUGAACCAUGAACCUAUCCCUUUAAGCAUAAUUUGUGCCUAUAUGUUUAGCUUGAGAGGCAAUGAUCCUUUUCGCGAGGUGGCAGUGCAAAAAUAUGGAAUCCAGAAUCCUGAAACGGAAUACGGAAUAAUCACAUACAGUAUCAAUGAUAGAAAAAUAAAGAAGUUCACAUUCCAUAAUUUAAGUGCAAUCCAAACAUAAUUAUUUUGUUUUAGUUUGUCUUUACAGCUCCCUUAAAUAUAUUCUUAUUAAUAUGUUUCCUUUAGGGAAAUAUUACCUUAUAGGUGUGCCACAGUGUGAUUUAUUCCACUGUAGGGCCAAUAAAAGUUUUUUUACUAGUUAUUUUUAUUCACCAGUUUACGGGUAAAACAGUAAUACAGUUAAACAUUGCCUUUUUAGCAUGUGUUCAGAGCACAUGUCAAGAGUAGUAGUAGUUGGCUUCAGGCCUCACUGUGAUUGUCCCGAAACAGUACUUAACACAUGACCGGCCCAUGACAUGGCCACACUUUCCAGCAUUUCUGCAAUAAGUUCUAUUUUUUUGCCAAAGUGAAUGCUGAUGGAAUCAAGGUGUCAUUGAGUUGCCAUUGACGUCCGUAUAUGUUGAAGAUGCUUAUUUUACAUGAUGCAUUAUUUGAAAGUCUGUUUCCAUAUGACUUUCCCCUUUCUAAAGGGCUGAGACAUCACCUUGGAUUUUUCUCUCGAUUUGCUAUCCCAUGAGAAUCUGCAUUCAUUCAUUCCCUCAAAUGGGAUGGAAAUUCUUUUCAGCAGAAUCGACUCCUCUAGUCAUACAGCAGUCUCCUGUGACCUUGCAAGUUAUUGUCUAUGUCUUUACACUGUACUUUAUCUGCUUAUUUAUUUUCUUGUUCUUGCUUCUUUUUUUUUUCAUUAGUACUAUAUUUCCAAAUCAGUCACUUGGAACCUUUUUUCACAGAUACCGUGUUCCGAUUCAGUUUCCAUGAUUCCGUUUCUGGAUUUCGUAUUGCACGUUUGGUAUUUGUUCUCAAAGCUGUUGUGAAGUUUUAUUUUUUGUGGCUGUAGAAGGCAUGCUCAUAUAUUUUUUAUGGUCCAUGCCUGAUAUAAAACCAUACACAGAUUGAAAAAAAAUUAUAAGGGGAUUGAUUAAAAAUCUAUUGUGAUUGAAUUGAAUAAAUAUUUUUGUGAUUGGAUUGAAUGAGCAUAUUUUAAGAGUCAUGACUAAAUUGAACUAAUAAACUGUACAUGACAUAGAAUUAAAUUAAAUGCCUUUUGGGUUCGUUCUUACAACAUAAUUAUUUGCAAGAUUAAAUUAAAUGGCAUUAGGCUAAAAGGAUUUGAUUGAAUAAUAUUUUUGCAGCGAAUGGCAUGCCACAGUUAGGCCUUUUUAAUUGGCCUUGAAGGGUAACACCCCCCUUAAAGCCCAACUAUUUCAAAUGCCAUGGAAAAUAAGUUUUUAGUUCCGUGCCCAGAGAUCAUGAGAUAAACCAUCUGUAACAAUUUUUUUGUUCUGUAAAAAUUCAUGGGAACCCACCUCCUAAAUGUUUCAAUUUUUCAUAGUCAUACUUUUUCUUGCGUUUCUUAAUUGUUAACCAGUAACAUGCAAUGCACUUUGGGAAAAAAUCAAGAUGGGGGACGAGAGAAAACUAUGUAUAAGCUGAGUCAUGAAGAAAGAAUUGCACUAGUAGUUUAGAAUCUCUGUGGGAAAAUAGUGAAUUUGUUGCUCUGAAUUUCUGUUGAUCUCUAAGGCUGAGAAUUUCACUGGGAAACUACAUUUUUGUUCCGUUAGUUUAAGACCGUGGUAAAGAUAUGAUACUGGAAACAAUAAUGUUACCGUGAAGUCCUAGGGCUUGCUCCUCAGUCUCCAUAAUACUUCAGAUCAUACUGAGCCCCAUCCAAUAAUUGCUGAAUAUAUCCUACAAAAAAACGUCAGCAGCAAAUGGGAAUAGUAGUUUAUAGAAGUAGUUUCAGAUGUAUUGCACAUGUAGUAUUUGUCUCAGCUUUUUUAUGUAGUAUCCUGUACAUUUCAAAUUUUUCUCUCAGCUGAAGAAACAUCAACAGAAAAUAGAGAUGAUCCUAGACAGCAAAAAAAUUGACUAUGAUAAAGUAGAUAUUGCUGGUAAUGAUACCGCCAAAGCCAAAAUGAGAGAGAUAAUGGGAGAUCCAAAAGGCCUUCCACCUCAGCUGACAAACGGAGAUGUGCAUCUGGGGGUGAGUAUCAUUAGAUUUUAACAAUAAUAAUAUUAUUGAAUUAACCAGUUGAGCCACUCUACAGUUCACUCCUUUUCGGGGCUUGAAAAAAGUCCUGAUUUUCUUGCUGGGAAAGUGACUUUAAAAGCUUACUUGCCAAAUAGUAUAGGCAACGGUCCAAACAACUCAUCCUCCAAUGAAAUCACUAACUAAGACCAGCAAAAGGUGGCCCUGGACAAGCGAAAUGUGAGAGGACAAGCUGGAAUUCAAACUCUCUAGCCCAGCUUUGGAACAAACAUUAAGUGACCAUUUGCAGGGCUCUCAUUAAGAACCGGGGGGGUGGGGGCAGGGAUUUUCUCCAGCUACCUUCAUUGGAAAAUAGAAGAGAAAUAGAACCAAAAGAAAUCCCCAGCUGUUUGAUUUGAUUCCCUGCCUACUUUUUGUAUUUACCCGGCAACUAGAAAUCCCAGUAACAACCCUGCUUUGUGAGAGAGAGCCGUAAAAUCAUCUGUUUGGGGGAGGGAGAGAGUAGAACAUUUCUACUAAAGAAAGACUUGCUAAGACUAACAAAAUCAAAAGAAAAAAUAGAAGUGAAAAGCCUCAAACAAAAAAUGUAAACAAAGCAAAGGUCCUCCUCACUUCUUUUUUCUUUUUCCGCUCUCUGACUUCGUGCCACAACACUUCACUGUAUGAACGCCUGGGGCCCAUUUCUCGAAAGACCCGGAAUUUUUCGGGCCAGAAGGCAAAUUUUAAGACCAAAACCUGUUGAAUAUUACCACAGUUCCUUGCCUACAAACCAGUCCAAAUUGCUUCGAUAACUGAUAGUUUCGUUGUAUUAUUUUCAAAAUUACUGAAACUUUGACCUUGAAUGCAAACACAAAACAGCUUUCGGGGCACCAAAAGUUACCGGGACUUUCGAGAAACACGCCCUUGGGCCCGUGAACUCAAGCAGUGAAAUUGCCAAAAAAUAUCGAUUACUUCAAGUAAAGGUUGCAAUUGAACAAGAAAAACAUUUUGGGUGAAUAUUCUUCAUACUUUAAGCCAAGUACCUAAAACUAUAUACACCUCGAAGGAAUUUUAAACUUGUAUGGAAACGACGGUUAACCCUGGAACAAGCAUAAAUACAACUAUAUGUCUUUUAACUUGGUGAAUCAUAUCAUUUGUUACUUUUUUUCUGUUUUCAGGGCUUUGCUGAGUUUGAACAAGCUGUUGAAAGUGAGGAGCUCGAAGUGUUCCUGAAACUGAAAUAAUUUAACACCCAUGUAAUUUCUGAAUAUAAUAGUCUUUAUUUGAAAGCUCAUGCAUGUCGCCAGAUUAAGUUAAUUUUAUAACUAGUAAUACCGAGGGAACUUUCAAGGCAAUAAAACUAAUUUGUAAAUU
Porites lobata is the source of this 4649-nucleotide messenger RNA. The record is from the annotation of a GenBank genome assembly. Lineage: Eukaryota; Metazoa; Cnidaria; Anthozoa; Scleractinia; Poritidae.